Molecule: messenger RNA, 1445 nt
Organism: Carassius gibelio (silver crucian carp)
Lineage: Eukaryota; Metazoa; Chordata; Actinopteri; Cypriniformes; Cyprinidae
Product: survival of motor neuron-related-splicing factor 30-like
Exons: 6
Coding region: 169-882 (237 amino acids)
Biological process (GO): regulation of alternative mRNA splicing, via spliceosome; mRNA processing
Cellular component (GO): precatalytic spliceosome; nucleus; cytoplasm
Molecular function (GO): RNA binding
Source: RefSeq, a predicted model, not a curated record
CGCGACAACUUUAAUCACGCGAGAGUGUGGCGUCACAUCCGGGAAAAGGUAGAAACCAGAAAAGAUACAAACGAAUCCUUUGCUGUAAACAUACAUUCGUUCAUGGGAUUCCACAACACCUCAGUUAAUCUGGUUUUUAUAUAAAUAUUAUACUAGGAAUAUUUAAAGAUGUCUGAAGAGUUGGUAAAGCAGUUGAACAAUUAUAAAGCUCAGCUUGCGCAGGUGGAAGCGGCGCUCUCUACAGAUCCAGAUAAUGAAGAUCUGCUCAAACUGCAGAAGGACCUUCAGGAGGUGAUUGAGUUGACAAAAGACCUGUUGACAUCACAGCCAGUGGAGGGUGCAGCCAGCACCAAAAGCUCAGAGGCAGUUGCUCCCACUCGCAGCUGGAGAGUCGGAGACCGUUGCAUGGCCACAUGGAACAAGGAUGGACAGGUAUAUGAAGCAGAAAUUGAAGAGAUUGACAAUGAGAAUGGCACGGCAGCCGUCACCUUCUCUGGCUAUGGCAACGCAGAGGUAAUGCCGCUUCAUAUGCUUAAACCAGUGGAGGAAGGCAGGAGUAGAGAAGAGAAGGAUGGAAAACCCAAAUCUAAGAAAGAGCUGCUGGCAGAGCAGAGGGAAUAUAAGAAGAAAAAGGCCCAGAAAAAGGUGCUGCGCAUGAAGGAGCUGGAGCAGGAGAGAGAAGAUCAGAAGUCCAAAUGGCAGCAGUUUAACAAUAAAGCCUAUUCCAAGAAUAAAAAAGGACAGGUGAAGAGGAGUAUAUUUGCAUCUCCAGAGAGUGUGGAUGGAAAGGUUGGCGUUGGCACGUGUGGUAUCGCAGAUAAACCCAUGACCCAGUACAAUGACACUUCAAAAUAUAAUGUCAGGCACCUAAUGCCCCAGUGAUCUCCCUUGUGUUCUGUCUGUUCUCAUCUGUAAUCACCAAAAAUGAAAAUGGAUCGAACUGAAACCUAUUUAGAAAUCAUAAACAGAUCUGAUUGGACAUGAAAUAAGUAUAGUAACACAUUUCCCCUCUUGUACCAUUUCCAGUAAUAGUUGGUGUUUGUUCUGUGGAUGUAGGAGCUGUUCUGUACUGAACGAGUCUCUGGGUGUAGUAACGAAUAAAACAUAGUCCUCAGUGAGGCAUAACUCCUGGUUAGUUUAACAGGUUUUCCUCAUGCUCUCAGGGGCAAGUCUCUGCAGGAGCUGCUGAGGAUGGGAACUCUGCUCUAUAGUUUUUAUAAUGUGUUGAACAAACAUUAAUGGAAACACUGGCCUCCCUCAUACAUAGUGUAGAUAGGGAAGACAAGUGUCAUCGAACAGAUUAAGCCGUUUCUUUUUGUUUUGCUCAGUCCACCUCUGUCUAAUAAGUAUUCUGCUGCAGUCCAUUUGUUGUUACAUUUGCUUUUCAGUUUUGUAUAUUUACAUAUUUUAGAGGAAUAAAUGUGGAUUUGUUGACAUUUCUAUAA